Aspergillus nidulans FGSC A4 is the source of this 939-nucleotide messenger RNA. Its product is annotated as class II aldolase/adducin domain protein. The transcript is spliced from 5 exons. Lineage: Eukaryota; Fungi; Ascomycota; Eurotiomycetes; Eurotiales; Aspergillaceae. Bases 1 to 939 code for a protein of 312 amino acids. The record is from RefSeq and is a predicted model, not a curated record.
AUGUCCACCACCACCGCGACACUGACAAACCCCUCCCCCGCACAGGUGGCAGUAGCACCCAAUCCCGAGCUCUCGAACGAGAACAGUACAAUCAAGAACAUUCCCCCAGCUGCCACAGACAAAGUCUUCCAAGCCACCGCGCGCGGCAACCGCGCCGGAACCCUCAAGCCACGCGGCAUCCCGACCUUCAGCGAUCCCUAUGCCGAGCGCCAAUGGAUAAAGGAGCACAUGGCCGCGGCAUUCCGCGUCUUCGGGAAGCAGGGAUUCAACGAGGGGAUCAGUGGGCAUAUUUCUGUUCGCGACCCUGUGCUCAAAGACCACUUCUGGAUCAACCCAUUCGGGAAACACUUCUCUGCCAUGAAAGCGUCAGACCUUGUCCUCGUUGAUGCGGAAGGGUACGUGACUGAGGGAGGAGCGCAGCAAGCUAUCAAUGAAGCCGGGUUCAUGAUCCACUCGGAGAUUCAUAAGGCUCGUCCGGAUGUUAUGGCUGCGGCACAUACGCACGGGAUUUAUGGGAAGACGUGGAGUAUCUUUGGCAAGCCCAUUGAGAUGCUUACACAGGAUGCAUGCAACUUCUACGGCAAACUUGCUGUGUAUGAAGACCACGGUGGCGUCGCCCUAGCCCAGGACGAAGGACGGGCCAUUGCCAAAGCGUUGGGCAAGGAGAAUAUUGCUUGUAUCCUGCAGAACCAUGGCCUCCUAACAGUAGGCUCGACCGUGGACGAAGCCGCCUGGCUCUUCGUCAGUCUCGAUUCUGCCUGCCACGCGCAGCUGAUGGCGGAGGCUGCGGCGGCGAACGGCAUCCCGAAAAGGAUCAUUCCGGACGAAGUCGCACAAUAUACGGCUGAUGCGGCGCAGAAUGCGCAUUACUUUUAUCACGAAUUCCAGCCGGAGUUCGAUCUUGUCGUCGAGGAGAGUAACGGACGGGUUUUGCAGUGA